CUCAAAUCAAAACGAACCGUUUCGGUGUCAAACCAUGGUGGUGGUGGAGAAGACGAUCGAGGAAAUGUACCUGAAGAAGAGCCAGGUGGAGCACAUCUUGCACCGACCCGAUACCUUUAUCGGAUCGACGGCGAGGCUCACGCAGAGGCGGUGGGUCUUCGAGAACGACGAGAUGGUCCAUCGCUCCGUCUCCUACGUCCCCGGCCUUUGCAAGAUCUUCGAUGAGAUUCUGGUGAACGCCGCCGACAAUAAACGGAGGAAUCCGUCAAUGGACUCUCUCAAGGUCACCAUCGACGUUGAGAAGAACUACAUCAGUGUCUACAACAACGGGGACGGGAUUCCCGUCGAGAUUCGCCAGCGGGCGAAGGUGUAUGUGCCGGAGUUGAUGUUCGGGCACCUCUUGAGCAGUAGCGACUACGAUGACACGGUGAAGAAGACCACCGGUGGACGCAACGGCUGCGGCGCCAAGCUCACCAACAUUUUCUCGACCAAAUUCGUCAUCGAAACCGCCGACGGCAAGCGACAGAAGAAGUACAAGCAGGUGUUCAAAGACAACAUGGGGAGGAUAUCUGAACCAUUCAUCACUAAAUGCAAAGAGAGUGAGAACUGGACCCGGGUGACAUAUCAGCCCGACUUGGCAAAAUUUAACAUGACACAUCUUGAAGAUGAUGUGGUAGCAUUGAUGAAAAAGCAAGUGAUUGACAUGGCUGCUGGAUGCCUUGGAAAGACUGUGAAGGUCGACCUGAAUGGAAACAGGGUCCCUGUAAAGUCGUUUCUUGAUUAUGUUGAUCUCUACUUGCAAUCUGCCGGAAAAUCUAGAAACGCUAAACUUCCAAGGAUGACUGCUAAAGUCAAUGAUAGGUGGGAGAUUUGUGUCAGUUUCAGUGACGGGGUGUUUCAACAGGUCAGCUUUGUGAAUGGCAUUGCUACAAUCAAGGGGGGAACUCAUGUUGAUUACGUCACAGACCAGAUUACUGCUCAUCUGAUGAAUGUUGUAAAUGAGAAGAACAAAAAUACCAAAAUCAAGCCUGAGCACGUGAAGAGUUAUCUUUGGGUCUUUGUCAAUGCUCUUAUUGACAACCCUGCCUUUGAUUCCCAAACAAAGGAAAACUUGACGAUUUGCCCAAGCAGUUUUGGGUCUAAAUGUGAACUACCACAAGACUUGCUAAGGGAAGUUGCAAAGUCUGGGAUUGUGGAAAGUCUUCUCUAUUUGGCAAGUGAUGGAACAAAAACGGAGAGUCUUCUUAACAUCAACAAGCUGGAGGAUGCUAACCUAGCAGGAGGAAGGGACUCUGAAAAGUGUACCUUGAUUUUAACACAAGGAGAUUCAGCUAAGGCUCUUGCAAUGGCUGGGCUUGCUGUUGUUGGUCGGGACCAUUAUGGUGUUUUUCCAUUGAGAGGUAAAUUGCUCAAUGUAAGAAAAGCCAGCACGACUCAAUUCAGGGAUAAUGAGGAAAUCAAGAAUAUUGAGAAGAUUCUUGGUCUGCAGCAAGAUAAAGAAUAUACCAACACCAAAUCUUUAAGAUAUGGGCAUCUGAUGAUCAUGACUGAUCAGGAUCACGAUGGCUCCCACAUAAAAGGGCUGCUGAUCAAUUUCAUUCAUUGCUUCUGGCCCUCUCUGCUAAAAGUUCCAUCAUUUUUGGUCGAGUUUAAAACGCCUAUCGUUAAGGCAACUCAGAAGAAUGGGAAAGAACUUUCAUUCUAUUCAAUGCCCGAGUAUGAAGCUUGGAGGGAAAGCUCGAGGGGUAAUGCAAGUGGCUGGACCAUUAAAUACUACAAGGGGUUGGGAACAAGUACUUCAAAGGAAGGUAGGGACUACUUUCAGAAUCUAGAUAUGCACAAGAAACACUUAGUUUGGAUAGAUGACCUUGAUGGGCAGGCAAUUGAACUUGCUUUUAGUCGGGAGAAAAUAGAAGAGAGGAAGAAUUGGCUUCGGCAGUUUGAGCCUGGUACUCAUCUUGAUCAGAAGGAGAAGCUUGUAAGGUACAGUGAUUUUGUUCACAAGGAGCUUAUACAGUUUUCAAUGGCGGAUCUGCAAAGGUCGAUACCUUCAAUGGUUGAUGGGUUGAAACCAGGUCAAAGGAAGAUACUAUUCUGCUCUUUUAAGAGGAACUUUAUCAGGGAAGCAAACGUUGCCCAGUUUUCUGGUUAUGUGUCUGAGCAUUCUGCCUACCACCAUGGUGAGGCAAGUCUUGCCAGUACUAUCAUUGGAAUGGCACAAGAUUAUGUGGGCAGUAACAACAUUAAUCUCCUUCAACCAAAUGGUCAAUUUGGGACUCGUAACUUGGGAGGCAAAGACCAUGCAAGUGCUCGUUAUAUAUAUACUCGGCUUUCUCCUAUUACAAGGUUCCUUUUUCCAAAGGAUGAUGAUAGACUUCUUGACUACUUGAAUGAAGAUGGGCAAUCUAUUGAGCCAACCUGGUAUGUGCCAGUUAUCCCAAUGGUUCUUGUGAAUGGUAGUGAAGGAAUUGGGACGGGCUGGAGCUCUUACAUCCCUAAUUAUAAUCCAAGAGACAUCGUUGCAAACAUUAGGCGGUUGCUCAAUGGUGAUGAACUUGUGCCAAUGGAUCCUUGGUAUAGAGGCUUUACUGGAUUUACUGAGAAAACUGUCAAGGAAUCUGGUACGAGCUACACAGUAUAUGGGAUUAUUGAGGAAGUCAAUGAGACAACACUCAGAAUUUCAGAGCUACCAAUCCGUAGGUGGACUCAAGAUUAUAAGGAAUUUCUGGAGUCUAUCUCUCAAGGGAAUGACGAGGCCAAGGAUCCUUUCAUAAAGCAUAGUGAUCACAGUACUGUAGAAAUUCUAGUCCACUUGCCUGAGGAGAACAUGAUAGCAGCCAGAAAAGAGGGUUUGCAUAAGAAAUUUAGACUGACCACUCUCAUAGGCACAACUAACAUGCACCUAUUUGAUCCAAAGGGUGUGAUUAAGAAAUAUGACACUCCAGAACAAAUUCUUGAGGAAUUCUUUCACCUAAGACUUGAAUUCUAUGAGAAAAGAAAGAAAGUGUUGUUGGAUAACCUUGAGUUGGAAUUGUUGAAAUUGGAAAACAAGGUUAGAUUCAUACUUGGUGUGGUGAAUGAAGAAAUUAUUGUGAGUAAUAGGAAGAGAGCUGAUCUAUUCCUUGAGCUCCAACAGAAAGGUUUCACUCCUUUUCCAAAGAAAACAAAGGCUGUGGAGCCAGAGGUUGCUGGGGCAACUGAAGAUACAGAAGAAACAGAAGAGAACUCAGAGCCUUUCAUUGGUAAUGGAGUGCGAAUCAGCGAUUAUGAGUAUCUAAUAUCCAUGUCAACUGGAACCUUGACUACUGAGAGGGUUGAAGCUCUGAAGGCUGAUAGGAAUAAGGUCAAUGAACAGGUUAUUGAUUUGAGAGGUUCAACUCCAAAGUCAUCGUGGUUGAAGGAUCUCGAUGCUCUUGAAAUGGAACUUGAGGAGCCGGGCAAAAGUGAGGCUCUGGCAGAUGAGGCAAAAAGGAAAUCAAGAAACAAGCAAGUCAAGAAUGCUCCAGUAGAAGCUAUUGCAGACAGUAGGGAAACAUCUUCCAGUUCUGCAAUGGAAAUGGGGAAAGCUCCUAAGGUAGUGAAACGGAGAGGUGCAGCAGAAGCAGCUGCUAUUCCCCUUGUGGCAGUCAAGAAGAGAGGUCCAGCAACUAAGGAGUCUCAAACACCAUCAUCUUCAGGCUACAAGCUCUUCAGGCCGCCUGACCCUAAUGUUAGAAAGAGAAGGGUAGGGCUGAAGUUGAAGAUGCAUCUGGUGUUACUGGGCAAGUCAUCUUCAGGCCAGAAGGCGAGGAGGAGAAGGGCGGUUAGGAUCAUCUUGAAGAUGACUGAUGAUGCAGAUGAUAGGGAUAAUGACUCAUGAGUUAGUUUCGACUUUCAGUUUAGUGAUUGUUAAGAAGUCAGAGUGGAUGUAAAACUUGAUAUGGGAAAAUUUCAGC
This is a messenger RNA of Rosa rugosa (rugosa rose), 3935 nucleotides long. RefSeq names its product DNA topoisomerase 2-like. Lineage: Eukaryota; Viridiplantae; Streptophyta; Magnoliopsida; Rosales; Rosaceae. Gene Ontology annotation, cellular component: nucleus. The coding region runs from base 35 to 3859 and encodes 1274 amino acids. Gene Ontology annotation, molecular function: DNA binding; DNA topoisomerase type II (double strand cut, ATP-hydrolyzing) activity; ATP binding. Gene Ontology annotation, biological process: resolution of meiotic recombination intermediates; DNA topological change; sister chromatid segregation. The record is from RefSeq and is a predicted model, not a curated record. The transcript is spliced from 19 exons.